GGAAGGACAAAAAUACAAAAAUGAUACAACAUUAUGGAGUUUUCUGCCACAGUGAUCUUGGCAGGGCUAAUCUUAGCUCUGCUGUGGCUGUUUAGUGUAAAAAGAAGGAAGUAUCGCCUGCCUCCAGGACCUGCUCCACUUCCUCUUCUAGGAAACCUGCCACAAAUAGACAAAAAUGCACCUUUUAAAAGCAUUCUUAAGUUCAGUGAAAACUAUGGUCCUGUGAUGACACUGUACAUGGGCAGGCAGCGGACAGUGGUUCUGGUGGGGUAUGAUGCUGUGAAAGAAGCCUUGGUGGAUCAGGCAGAUGACUUCACAGGCAGAAUGCCCGUGCCAUUUCUGUUCAAAGCUACCAAAGGCUAUGGUUUAGGAAUCAGUAAUGGGGAGCGCUGGCGCCAAAUGCGACACUUCACACUUACAACCCUGAGAGACUUUGGGAUGGGACGCAAGGGGAUGGAAGAAUGGAUCCAAGAAGUCAGCGAACACUUGAGGGCUCACAUACGUACAUUUAAAGGUAAACCAUUUGACCCCCAAUUUGUGUUAAGCAGCACCGUUUCUAAUGUGAUCUGCUGCCUGGUCUUUGGGGAACGCUUCGCUUUUGAAGACAAGCAGUUCCUGCACCUUCUGACCAUCAUGUCUAAGAUGUUAAGGUUCAGUAGUAGUCCUCUUGGUCAGAUGUACAACAUCUUUCCCUGGCUCAUGGAGCAUCUCCCUGGCUACCACCAAACUAUUUUUGGCUAUAUAAAGGAGGCCAGAGAUUUUAUCGAAAGGAAAAUCCAAGAGCACAAAGAGACACUGGACCCCAGCUCCCCGAGAGACUACAUUGACUGCUUCCUCAUCAGAAUUAAUCAGGAAAAGAACAAUCCCUCAAGUGAGUUCAACUACGACAACUUGGUUUCUACUGUAUUGAAUCUGUUUGUUGCUGGAACAGAGACCACCAGCUCCACCGUGAGAUAUGCUCUCGCUGUGCUGAUUAAAUACCCCAAAAUACAGGAGAAAAUGCAGCAAGAGAUUGACACUGUAAUGGGAAAAGAUCGUUGUCCCAGGAUGGACGACAGGAAGUCCCUCCCAUUUUCAGAUGCUGUCAUCCAUGAGGUGCAGCGUUUUCUUGACAUUGCCCCCUUGAGCGCACCUCACUAUGCACUGAAUGACAUAUCCUUCAAGGGUUAUACAAUCCCAAAGGACACUGUAAUUAUUCCUCUCUUGCACUCUGUGCUGAAAGAGGAAAAGCAAUGGGCCACUCCCAGGUUCUUCAAUCCCCAGCACUUCCUGGACCAUAACGGCAACUUCAAGAAAAAUCCUGCAUUCAUGCCAUUCUCUGCAGGGAAGAGAGCGUGUGUUGGCGAGUCUCUUGCUCGUAUGGAGCUUUUUAUCUUCUUAGUCUCACUGGUGCAGGAUUUCAGCUUUUCCUGUGAAGGAGGCCCUGACAGUGUAGACCUCGAGCCAGAGUACAGCAGCUUUGCCAAUUUACCUCGAACUUAUCAAAUCAUAGCCACAGCACGUUAAAAAGAGAGUCACUCAAUCUGUCAUCAUUUGAAGCACUAUGACUGACAUGGAUCUCUACAACAUGCUGUAUUGCAUUAAUGUGGUGCAGUAGCAUUAAAUGCACAAUUAAAAGUAGAGUUAAAUGAAUGUGCAAUCAAUCUUUUCUGUUAUGUCUGUGAUACAGAACAAAAGACAUUAAACCCCAAGAAAAUGCUUUGGAGUAAUAAUUAGAGUAGUAAUUAGAUCAAACAUAAACUAACUAGCAAUGAGUAUAAACUACAUAGAUCUAGUACCAAUCACAAAUCUAACAAACAAGUAACAGAAUACAAAGCUUAUCUAAUAGAUGACAGUUGAAAUUUUGCUGUAUUGCAUAGCUCAUGUAUGAAUCCUGCUUUGCCUGUACUCUUUAUUCCUUACGUAUAUCUGGAUGCAGUGGAUUCAAGGUAAAGAUAAUAAAUAACCUGCAAAAGCAUUACAGCUUCAUGCAUACCCUUGCUUUUCUAAGACAUCAAAAAAGAUCUUUAAAACAACAUUUUAACUGUAACAAAUAGCAGUUAAUUGUUGCACCAGAGUGGAUCAAUAUAUUCAUUGUAACCACACUAUUACAACACCAACAGUCACAAUAUCAAUAAAUGUUAAUGAUUGAGGAGCUUUAAAAAGGUUACACUGAGUGACCUAUGUGCCAGACAGCCAGUGGAUGUCCAAGUAAACACAUAGGCAACAUUAUGUCAUGUCAGACAAAGCUAAAGACUAUACUGUAAAUACUGACAGCAUUUAAAAGUACUGACAUGGUAGACCUAAAGUUAAUAAUUUGAAAACCCAAUAUGAUUGUUGGGUUUUUCUCUGUAGAUAUUAUUGUUGGGUCUGCCUUAAAAUAUAAAGCACCUUGAGGUGACUGUUGUUGUGAUUUGGGGCUGUAUAAAUAAAAUUGAAUUGAAUUGAAAAUGGUCAAAGCACACCAUCAGAGCAGCCUGUUAUUACUACUUGUAGAGUGCUCUGAUAGAAUCCCCAUUAACUUAAGAAAAAAUAGUCGUCCUCUAGUAUAGAAUUGAAGGAUAUCUGUCCUCUUCCAGAAGCACAUUGCUUUAUUCUUUGACGUCAACCUUCAUGUCUGCUUCUUUUUGCAUUGUCAUCAUGCUGCUGAAGCACCAUAUCUGCAUUUAAGGGCUUUAUGUUAAUGUACAACCGUGUUCUAUCAAUAAUUACAAAUGUCAUGCUCAUUGUUUGCUGCAUGACAUGACUAGUGGGUUUAAUUUUUUCAAAAUAAAUGAUGUAAAACCUAAAAAAAUAUAUUCUCUCUGUUUAUGGUGUUGAAAUUAAUAAAAAACAAAUAAUAGUCCAUUUACUAAUUUCGGGUAACUUGUUGCUGCUUUCUAAAUUGAUACAUAGUUCAAAAUUUGGUAUAGACACAUUACGAGGGAUUUCUUGACUCGGUUCAAAAUGGAACCAAACCAAAUGCAAAAGCAAUACAAACACUAUGUGUUGCACUUAUAAGUUAACUAAUAGCUAGUACAAAUUACUUUAAGCCUGUCAACAAAGCAUAAAGGUUUUUAUGUAAAUACCUAGUCUUGAAUAUCAAAUUGUAAUCACUGUUUAAACUUUACAAAACUAUGUUUGUCCUUAGUGCUGAGCAGGUAACCCCAGUUUCAUAUGAAGAAGAAAAUAAACAAUCCAAAUAAAGUCUGACAAAGAUUUGAUAAUGAAUAACUUUGUGAAAUGUUCCUUUCAAAUUUAGAUCAUGAGUAUUUGCUACUUCACUUGCCUUCACUGUAAACAUAUUUUAUGUUUCUACAAGUGAAGCACAAUAUUGGAUUGCUUGGAUUCAUUUCACAGAGUUGAUUGGUUUUUUAAGAGAGCAGAUUUGUAUUAGAAACUGAACCUAUUUUAUAAUA
This is a messenger RNA of Oreochromis niloticus (Nile tilapia), 3377 nucleotides long. Its product is annotated as cytochrome P450 2G1. Gene Ontology annotation, biological process: xenobiotic metabolic process. The coding region runs from base 34 to 1506 and encodes 490 amino acids. Gene Ontology annotation, molecular function: oxidoreductase activity, acting on paired donors, with incorporation or reduction of molecular oxygen, reduced flavin or flavoprotein as one donor, and incorporation of one atom of oxygen; iron ion binding; heme binding. The record is from RefSeq and is a predicted model, not a curated record. Gene Ontology annotation, cellular component: cytoplasm; intracellular membrane-bounded organelle. The transcript has 9 exons. Lineage: Eukaryota; Metazoa; Chordata; Actinopteri; Cichliformes; Cichlidae.